AUGACUAGAUUUGAAUUAGUUUUCAUCUCUACACCAACAAUCGGAAACAUGGUUCCCACUGUUGAAUUCGCUAACCAUCUAGCCAAUCACAACCCACAACUCUCUGCAACAAUUCUCAUCAUCACAAACCCAAAACUACCGCUUGUUAACACUUAUCUCCAAUCUCGACCUUCCUCCGCCACUAAUCUUAAAUUCAUCCACCUUCCUAUCGUAGACCCUCCCACACCCGAUCAAUACCAAUCCUUCAUCGCUUACAUCUCUCUCCUGAUACAGAAACACAAAAAUAACAUCAAAACCGCACUCCUCAACCUCACGGCUUCAUCAACUGAGUCAAACUCUGACUCGGUUAAACUCGCUGCUGUCUUCGUUGACAUGUUCUCCACCACCAUUAUCGAUGUCACCGACGAGAUCUCUGUCCCUUGCUACCUUUUCUUCGCGUCGCCGGCGAGUUUCCUUGGAUUCACGCUUCACCUUCCUCGACUCGAUGAUGUCGAGUCGGAAACGGAGUUUGAAGUCCCGAGUUUCGAAAACCCGCUUCCGAAACCUGUUUUGCCUAACUUGGUUUUGGAUUGGAAAUCUGAAGAAGACGCUUACUCGUGGGUUUCAUAUCAUGUGGGAAGGUUCAAAGAAACAAAGGGUAUUGUAGUAAAUACGCUACAAGAACUUGAACCUCGCGCUCUUUGUUCACUUUACAAUGAUUUGAAGCUUCCACCAGUUUAUCCAAUUGGGCCGAUUCUUGACCUUGAUGGACCGGCUCAAUGGGACCCGAACCCGGUUCAAUAUAAUUACAUUAUGGAGUGGCUCGAUAUGCAGGUUCCGGGUUCUGUGGUUUUUCUCUGCUUUGGUAGUUUGGGAAGUCUCGAAGUGAAACAGGUUGAGCAGAUAGCUAUUGGGCUUGAACGGGCUGGGGUUAGGUUUUUAUGGGCUUUAAGGGGACCACCCAAGGACCAUUUACAGGAUCCAAGAGAUUACGCGAGUUACGAGAAUGUUCUACCGGAUGGGUUUUUGAAACGAACGGUGGGGAUGGGUAUAGUGUGUGGGUGGGUCCCACAAGCAAAGGUGCUAGCCCACAAGAGUGUAGGUGGGUUCGUUUCGCACUGUGGUUGGAACUCGAUAUUGGAGAGUUUGUGGUAUGGUGUGCCAGUUGCCACGUGGCCGGUUUAUGCGGAGCAACAAAUGAAUGCGUUUCAGAUGGUUAGAGAAUUGGGAUUAGCGGUGGAGAUUAGGUUGGAUUAUAGGGUGGGUGGGGAUCUGGUGCGGGCGGAAGAAGUUGAGAAGGGUGUUAGGACGUUGAUGAACGGUAGUGAUGAGAUUAGAAAGAAGGUGAAAGAUAUGAGUGAAAAGUGUAGAGUGGCUUUCAUGCAGAAUGGGUCAUCUUAUACUAACCUUGUGUCUCUGAUUCAAGAUUUGACAAAAUAA
Messenger RNA from Lathyrus sativus (Indian pea), 1419 nucleotides. The record is from the annotation of a GenBank genome assembly. NCBI's taxonomy places the organism in Eukaryota, Viridiplantae, Streptophyta, Magnoliopsida, Fabales, Fabaceae.